This is a messenger RNA of Sporothrix brasiliensis 5110, 822 nucleotides long. RefSeq names its product dihydroceramidase. The record is from RefSeq and is a predicted model, not a curated record. The transcript has 3 exons. Gene Ontology annotation, biological process: ceramide catabolic process; ceramide biosynthetic process. Lineage: Eukaryota; Fungi; Ascomycota; Sordariomycetes; Ophiostomatales; Ophiostomataceae. Bases 1 to 822 code for a protein of 273 amino acids. Gene Ontology annotation, cellular component: endoplasmic reticulum membrane.
AUGGGACAUCACAACAUUCACUAUUAUGGCGACCCGAAAGCCCUGGAUGGGAUGUGGAGUCCCCCGACGAGCAAAGCCAAUUUCUGUGAAGAGGACUACGCCGUUUCGGUCUAUCUCUCCGAGUUCAUCAACUCGCUGACCAACCUGGCCUAUGUCUACUAUGCGCUUCGCUACAUGUACGGCCCGGGUAGCCGUGGCCUCUUCGCACCCAACAUCGAUUUCAUGGCCGUGUCGCUGUUCUUGCUGGGCGUUGGGUCGUUUCUCUUCCACGCGUCGCUGCGUCAGACCAUGCAGUUCGCUGACGAGCUGGCGAUGCUCGGCCUGACCUGGUCGCUGCUCCUCGGCGCCCUCAACCUGCAGCGCACGUCUGCGCACUACACGCUGGUCCGCGUGAGCCUCGCCGUCGUGUUCCCCCUGUUUGCCGUGUUUUAUGUCUGGACGGCCAACAUCCUGUACCACACCAUUGCCUUUGGCACGGUGUUGGCCCUGAUUGUGCUGCGCGGACAUUAUCUCUUCCACUGGCGCGUCGGCGCUUUCCCGCCGCACAAGCUGGCGGGCUGGCGGGUGCGCGGACGCAAGGCGCUCAUUUUGCUCCUCGUGGGCUACGGCCUCUGGAACAUCGACCUCGAGUUUUGUGCCCAGCUGCGCUCGGUACGGGCCAAGAUGGGGCUCCCAUGGGCGUGGCUCUUGGAGCUGCACGGGUGGUGGCACGUCCUGACGGCCAUUAGCGCCGACAUGGCCAUGAGCCUUGUGCGGGACGUGCGGUCCGAGCUGUCCAACGGAGAAAAUGACCGGGGAAUCAAUGAAGACAAGAGCCAGUAG